GUGUUUGGGGUUGGAGAGGAGAGGGGCGGAAUCCUCUACUCGCUUGCGCUGCCCCUAAAGCUAAGAAAGAACCUCUCUUGAUUCCUCCGCCACCGACCACCCAUAGCGGCGGCCGCCUCCCUUCUGCCUCUCUGAUUCGUCACACACACACACACGCAUAGCCAUAUACACAUCCAUAUAUAUAUCGUCGGAUUAAUUAUCUUUCUUAGUUAAAAAGUUCGAAUCUUUUUUUUUUUUUUUAAUACCUACCCAGUUGUCAAGAAUGGACACUUGGUACUCCCGUUUGAUUAAAAUCGAAUCUUGUGCUCCUUCACUAUUUUCAAAUUGCCUGGAAACAUGAAUCUGUAGGGUGGGUUAUCUUUUCUGAGAUUUUAUAAAAAGGGGGUUAUUGUUUUGGAAGGUAAUUUUUCUGUUUGAAUUUUGAAUUAUGGAUAAGAGAGGAAAAAUUCAAGCUUUGGAGUAUAAAAACAAUGGGUUAUUGUCGAAUUCUCAGUUGAGACUCCAAUGGACUCCCCAAGAUUGCAACUUUUAUCCAGGUGGUGGGCUAUUCGCGUCUGUAGGUCAAAUGGACAACAAUGAAAAUGGCAGUUUUAAGUUUCUGAAUGCCGAUUUAUUUGUGAAGUAUGUUUCAUCGCCUGAGAGGUUUAAUAUUGUGGGUGUGCAGGAGGAGGAGAAAAAGGUGGUUAAGAAGAAGAAAAAUGGGCUUAGGCUUAAGGUUAAGAUUGAAAAUCCUUCAUUGAGGAGGUUGAUUAGUGGUGCAAUUGCUGGGGCGGUUUCGAGGACUGCUGUAGCUCCAUUGGAGACGAUAAGGACUCAUUUGAUGGUUGGGAGUAGUGGUCAUUCGACUAUGGAGGUAUUAAUUAAUAUUAUGAAGACUGAUGGAUGGCCAGGAUUGUUUAGGGGAAAUUUUGUUAAUGUGAUUCGAGUUGCACCAAGCAAAGCCAUAGAGUUAUUUGUUUACGAUACCAUCAACAAAAAUUUGUCGCCAAAACUAGGGGAACAACCCAAAUUGCGUAUACCACCUUCAUUGAUUGCAGGAGCAUGUGCUGGAGUUAGCUCGACUUUAGUGACAUAUCCCCUCGAAUUACUGAAGACUCGAUUGACCAUUCAGAGAGGAGCUUACAAUGGUUUGCUUGAUGCGUUUAUAAAAAUACUACGUGAAGGUGGGCCAGAAGAGCUUUAUCGAGGUCUGACUCCUAGUCUUAUUGGAGUAAUUCCGUAUGCUGCCACCAAUUACUGUGCAUAUGACACUCUAAGAAAGGCAUACCGGAAGAUUUUCAAACAAGAGAAGAUUGGCAACAUCGAAACACUUUUGAUUGGUUCCGCAGCCGGUGCUAUAUCUAGUAGCGCUACCUUCCCUCUUGAGGUGGCUCGUAAGCACAUGCAGGUUGGAGCGCUUAGUGGGCGACAAGUGUACAAGAAUGUGCUUCAUGCUCUUGCCUGCAUACUUGAAGAAGAAGGGAUUCAGGGUUUAUAUAAAGGGCUCGGCCCGAGCUGUAUGAAGUUGGUGCCUGCAGCUGGGAUAUCUUUCAUGUGUUACGAGGCAUGCAAGAGGAUUUUGGUUGAGAACGAAGAUAAUGCAUAGAGAGCUGUUUUACAAAAGAGAGCUGUUUUACAAAUGAGUAAACGAAACUUAGAUUUAAGGAUAACAUAUAGAUUCAUUUGACUUCUGGUUGUCUGAUGUUUCAUCAUUUUCCUCACUCGAAAGUUUUGCUUGGAAUUUUCAUUUGAGACUUGUAUUUAGAGGUGAGAAAAAGUGCGUAUUAGAACCUUUCCAAGCGAUUUUGGUUUAUAUUUUAACGUGUUGAAGAAUGACCAAAUAAAUGCUGAAGGUUCUAAUUUAGCGUCAGAAUGAACUUGUCUGUAUUGUGUACUUUCAGGCCGCAGGAAUAAUGUCUAGUAAUUUUAAUGUAUUUUGGUAAUCAGAGGUUCGAGUCCUUGAUAUCGAUAUUUUAACAAGGAAUUGAUCAUUGGACAAUGAU
Molecule: messenger RNA, 1982 nt
Organism: Olea europaea var. sylvestris
Lineage: Eukaryota; Viridiplantae; Streptophyta; Magnoliopsida; Lamiales; Oleaceae
Product: adenine nucleotide transporter BT1, chloroplastic/mitochondrial-like
Exons: 3
Coding region: 428-1585 (385 amino acids)
Biological process (GO): transmembrane transport
Source: RefSeq, a predicted model, not a curated record